This is a messenger RNA of Xiphias gladius (swordfish), 4089 nucleotides long. RefSeq names its product chemokine (C-X-C motif) ligand 12a (stromal cell-derived factor 1) (gene cxcl12a). The transcript has 4 exons. NCBI's taxonomy places the organism in Eukaryota, Metazoa, Chordata, Actinopteri, Istiophoriformes, Xiphiidae. Gene Ontology annotation, biological process: induction of positive chemotaxis; positive regulation of cell migration; axon guidance. Bases 43 to 339 code for a protein of 98 amino acids. Gene Ontology annotation, cellular component: extracellular region. Gene Ontology annotation, molecular function: chemoattractant activity; chemokine activity. The record is from RefSeq and is a predicted model, not a curated record.
UUUACUCUGGGCAGGGUCGACUCUCGGAGGCAUUAACGCAGAAUGGAUGCGAAACUGCUGGCACUCGUGGCUGCGCUCACGAUGGUGACAUAUGCGCCUCCAUCACAAGCAAAGCCCAUCAGUCUGGUGGAGAGAUGCUACUGCCGCUCAACAGUCAACAGCCUCUCACGGGGCUACAUCCGAGAGCUCAGGUUCAUCCACACACCUAACUGCCCCUUCCAAGUAAUUGCAAAGCUGAAGUCAAACAAGGAGUUGUGUUUGAACCCAGAUAUCUGGUGGCUGCAGCAGUACCUGAAGAAUGCCAUCAACAAGAUGAAGAAAUCCAAGCAGGGCAACUAAAGAGCCUGCAAAGAUCCUCCUGAGCCAUCACUGACGAUUAGGACCAUCAAUGUUACAGAUAUGCAAAGUGUGAUGAGAUCAUCUGGUAUGUUGUACAGCACUUAUGCUGGCUGCCACGCUGUGGCAGCCUUUUGCAUGGAAUCAACCUACAACUCUUCACCAUGAACACCAGCCCACCAGCCCUGCCACUGUCUUCCCUAUAACCACUCUCACCACUUAUAGAGGUAAUAGAUGUUAUUAGUGUAAACUUCAAUUAUAUCUGUAAGUGUGUUUUUUCCUAACUAAAAUGUAUAUACUUUUUUUGUCAAUGGACUUCAACAUGAUAGAGGUAAUUUUGGAGAUCUUCUCGCCCCUCUUCUGUCAUUUAGGAAAAAGGACCAACCUCAGGGUCUAAGUUUAAAGGGGAGGGUUUUCUCCACAACAAACAUGAGUCAACAUCCUACUUGCAAGUAGCAGAGUCCUAUGGUCUGCUGAGCCAGUAGAAAAUUGAUUUAUAACCAAUCCUAAACAUUGGAUCUGGUUAUCUUGAUUGUGUCUGAUUUUAAAUUGUACAAACUAAUGAAACUAAUGAAAAACAGUGUAUAGUUUCUCUUCUAAAAACCGAGGAAUGGGCAGAGCCAUAGAGUUUGCCAAGUUGUAUUUCAUGUUUCAAGUUAAUUCGCAGAGUGGAAUUUCAGCGGGUGCCAGCUACCCCCAGACUGAAUAUAAGAUGUAUACAAGAUCCUAGUAAUAGUGGCAAUUACAAUGUUUUUGUGACAGAAAUUAGGAUGCCAAAAGAGCUUGAGCAUUUCCGGCGCCCUUCUGUGGCUGUGAUUAUGCAAUCCGGUGUUACCCAACAUGUCUAGAGAGAAGCUAAACAUCUGGAAUCCCAGACACUUUUAACUGAGCAACCAACAGGUUGAAAUUUUACCGGAGUCAUAAAGUUGUAUUAGUCGUAAAAGAAAGAUUAACUCAUGCUAGCUGGAUUCUGAUUGAAGUAACCUCUUAGUAUGAAUGUCCAUUUCAAAGAAGAGUGUAGAGCAAUUUGUUACUGUUAACAUGUCAGUAGUUAAAACAGUAUGUUAUACUGAGCGCCACAGUUGAGCAAGUAGUACCAUUACUGACAAUAAAUAGUUGUACAUAGAUGUGACUACCUACAACCGUCAUGCAGAUAGCAAUGCACUUUAUAUCUGAUGUAUUCAUGUUUUAAUUACAAAAUUUACUAUUACUCACUAAGUCUGAUCAUUAAAUUCUGUCUUUUGCCUUUAUUUUUUAUGUUUAUCUUGCUGUUUCCAUUCUGUUCUUUUUUUAUCAAUGAGUGUGUAGCUGCAUUUAACUGUUAAAGAUUUAUUCAUCUACUCAUUCAAAUCUUCUUGUCAUAUGUAAAAUUUAUAUAUACAAAUGUUUUAUUUUUGUACUCUUUUAUGCAUUUAUAUAUUCAAUGCAAACAUUUAAAUGAAGGAACUGUACUCUCACAAUUGAGCCGUCCACCCAACAUUGUUAUUGUAAAACUUGUAUGUAGUUGGUCAGUAAAAAAAGGAAAUCUUUAAAAUGUUAUGAUUACUUUGCUAUAUGUUACGAGUCUCUCCAUCAUAAAUAUACACACUUAUACCCACUGAUGCACACAGUUCAGUUCAGUGACUCAGUGUAAAGCAGGCUUUUCUAGGUCCAACACACAGCUGGUGUAAUCGCACUGUACUUGGGGUCAGAGGGUAAAUUUGAUGCUUUGAUGUGAGAACAUGUGUUUAGCUUUACUCACAGGGGCAAAUGAAAGGCAAGGACAAUGAUCCUGCCUGUUAUUUAACUAUUAACUCAACAAGCGCCCAUUAGGAAAACAUUACAGCUAAAAGGGAUGAACUUUUAACUUCCCUCCAAGGGCAUUAUGUGAGGCGGAGCACAGUAGUAUAUGUGAGGAGAGUGGCCCGCUGAUUGAAACGGCAGGGAGAGAUAAGGGGUUGUGAGUUGUGAGCAGUCCUCAGCCCAUUUUGCUGUGCUUACUGAUCAGCUUUGAAGUCCAGUUUAAGCGUGAUAAAAGCGGAGUCAGCAGCACUCUUGUGGAAGAUGAAGCCAUUGAUUUAGCUCUGGUUUCCCAGUUUGGAAUAGAAAUUAAUCCCAUGUAGUCACUGUAUGACCUGAUUGUGUUUAACUGUUUUAAAUGUGGAUAUCACUGCAGGACUCUGCAGGUAGCAACAAGUAUUUUCCUCUCCCGUAAUGUGAAGAUUGAGUAGCUUUUCUUAUGUGACAUUUCAUCACUCAUACAGAAGAAAGAUCUUCAUAUCUACCAUUGUUAAGUAUCUGUACUACAUUUUGUUCACUGAAAAUAUUUCAAUUAAACUUUAUACCACAAAUAGCUCACAUCAUUUGCCUUUUAUCAUCGAUAUGUUACUACGUGCUAAAUUAUCACUGACUGAUCUGUGGGGGUUGCAAAGGAACAUAUACAAAUAUUAUAUAUUCUCUAAUGAAAAGCAGUUCAUUACAUAUUGUGUUCUUGGGAUCACUGCCAACACCCACCAGUUAAACUAUGCAGUUGGUGUGACUGGACCUAUGAAGCCUGAGGUGUAAUAAAAGUAAUUGUAAAAAGUUUAACUUGAUAUUUUAUGUGCAAAUUACAUUUACCUGCAAUUGGAAAACUAAAAAAAAAAAUGCAAGAAAUGUCUGAAAAGCUAGUAAAGCCAUAUCAUUCAUAUACAAUGUGUUGUGUCUGUGAAACAAAACAGCUAAUGUAAAAAAUAUAAAGAGGUUUCUAUAACAAAGUCUCCAUUAUAUGGAGGCUAUGGAAAGUAAACGAGACGUGUUAAAACACUAAUGCAUCUGCAAAUCUAGUUAACUGAAGUGGAACAGAACAACGUGAUUAAAUUAAUUAUUGGCAGCUUUACACAACUGAUCUUCCACUGUGUCACGUUGGUACUUGAGGCUAGCUGGGCACCAUGACUAAAUAAACACAGGUCAGAUAUGUUCAUCCCAGCGUGUUUCACAUAUUCAUCACCAAACCAGAGACAAGUACAUGAAUCUAAAAGCUGUGACUCACUGCCACUUUGGAGAUAAAGAAAACCCCUGAAAGACCAACUUUUUAAACCAAAAGCUCAGUUUAAAAGUUAAUUAAAAUCUGUGUUGCAAGGCUGGGUUUUAGAAUAUUGUGAAAUAUUCUGAAAAUAUUCUGAAAAAUAACGAAACCAGAAGGCUACUCAGCACCUUGGUAUGAGCCUUACAGCCAGAAUUGUACUGGUUUUUUUCGAAAGCUGACGAAUGUACAAGACAGGAGAAGACAUAUGAAAUUCAUAUUCAGCAUUUCCUUCAAAACUCUGUUGGGGUUCAGAGUUCAACCACAAUGUCAGACAGAAAACCUUGACAGGAAAAUGAUUUGUUAUGUAAAUCACACAGGAAUAAGGGACGGGUGGAGUGAAUGUGCCAUUUAACGUACAGUACAUGUUCCCUCCAUCUUUAAGUGUAAGGGUUCCCAGAUGUGCACCCAGUGAAAUUCCACUUUGUGGUUAUUCAUCAUGAAAAGCUUGAGCAUGAAAAUAUAAAAUUUUAGUGUGUGUGUGUGUACAUGUGUGCGUGAAAGGGUAACAGGUCAUAGAAAGCCAAUUCAAGAAGGUCCCAGUGAACACCACUCUCCCUGGUCAAACCCGUUUUUAAUAAAAACUACAAGGUGGUAAAGUUAAUCUAGGGUCAGUUUUAAUAUUUUUGUUCGUGUGUAUGUGUGUAUCAGUGAGUAUGUAUAUGUAUGCAUGUGUGAUAUCACUUCCAAACUCUACUCCAAGACCUUUU